This is a messenger RNA of Suricata suricatta (meerkat), 7154 nucleotides long. Its product is annotated as nuclear pore membrane glycoprotein 210. NCBI's taxonomy places the organism in Eukaryota, Metazoa, Chordata, Mammalia, Carnivora, Herpestidae. Gene Ontology annotation, cellular component: nuclear pore. The transcript has 40 exons. The record is from RefSeq and is a predicted model, not a curated record. Bases 328 to 5823 code for a protein of 1831 amino acids.
UCAGGCUUUUAUCCACAACUCCCCUCCAGGCUUCUUGGAGGAACUGGGGAAUUCUACAUUCAUUGUGGUGGGUGUGAUCUUGGAAACCCCAGAGGCCUCUGUUGGUUCCCUCUUACCCCCUAGACGGGGAGGCCUGGCUAUAGGCCGCUGGCUGGGCAGGGUGAUGUGGUCCAGAUCUUCCAUCUAGCCCCCAGAGAAUUCAGCUUCUCUUCUUGCAGGGUGGAGACAGCCCUGGGUGUGCCCCACGUUGCUAGAGAUGAAAGAAAGCAGUUCUCUGCCCGCUGGCAUCAGGAUACGCUUCUGCCUCUCCCUUCUUUUACCUGUUUGAUGCCUGGGUCGUCGACCCGGCCGGAGGUGGCCAGCAUAGAGCCGCUGGGCGCGGACGAACAGUGCUCCCAGAAGGCCGUAGUGCAGGCCCGCCUGUCCCAGCCCGCCCGCCUGACCAGCAUCAUCUUCGCAGAGGACAUCACCUCGGGCCAGGUCCUGCGCUGUGAUGCCAUCGUCGACCUCAUCCAUGGCAUUCAGAUCGUCUCCACCACCCGCGAGCUCUACCUGGAGGACUCACCCCUGGAACUGAAGAUCCAGGCUCUGGACUCUGAAGGGAACACGUUCAGCACCCUGGCUGGGCUCGUCUUUGACUGGACAAUCGUGAAGGACACGGAGGCCAAUGGGUUCCCAGACUCCCACAAUGCCCUGCGAAUCCUCACAUUCCUGGAGUCCACGUACAUCCCUCCUUCCUACAUCUCCGAGAUGGAGAAGGUGGCCAAGCAGGGGGACACCAUCCUGGUGUCCGGAAUGAAGACCGGGAGUUCCAAGCUCAAGGCGCGCAUCCAGGAGGCCGUCUACAAGCACGUGCACCCUGCGGAGGUCAGGCUGCUGAUUUUGGAGAACAUCCUUCUGAACCCAGCUUACGACGUCUACCUGAUGGUGGGGACCUCCAUCCGCUACAAGGUGCAGAAGAUCAGGCAGGGAAAGAUUACAGAGCUGUCGAUGCCCUCUGAGCAGUAUGAGCUGCAGCUCCAGAACAGCACCCCGAGCCCUGAGGGAGACCCGCGCCGGCCCGUGGCUGUCUUGGACCAGGACACGUCGAUGGUCACUGCCAUGCAGCUGGGACAGAGCAGCCUGGUUCUCAGCCACAGGAGUAUCCGCAUGCAGGGUGCUUCUAGGUUACCCAACAGCACCAUCUAUGUGGUCGAGCCUGGAUACCUGGGGUUCACAGUCCAUCCUGGGGACAGGUGGGUGCUGGAGACUGGCCGCCUGUACGAAAUCACCAUUGAAGUGCUUGACAAGUCUGGCAACAAGGUCUACCUGUCGGACAAUAUCCGCAUUGAUACCGUCUUACCUCCUGAGUUCUUUGAGGUGCUCGCUUCUUCCCAGAAUGGCUCGUACCAUCAUGUCCGGGCGACAAAGAAGGGCCAGACGGCCAUCGAGGCAGCCCUCACCUCCGUGGUGGACCAGGAUGGAGGGGUCCACACGUUGCGGGUGCCUGUGUGGAACCAGCAGGAGGUAGAAAUUCAUGUCCCCAUCACUCUCAACCCGAGCAUCUUGACGUUUCCGUGGCAACCAAAGACAGGAGCCUAUCAGUACACAAUUCAGGCCCACGGAGGGAGCGGGAACUUCAGCUGGGCUUCGUCAAGCUACAUGGUGGCCACGGUCACCGUCAAGGGUGUGAUGACCACAGGCAGUGACACUGGACUCAGUGUGAUCCAGGCACAGGACGUGCAGAACCCGCUACAUUUCGGCGAGAUGAAGGUGUACGUGAUCGAGCCCAGCAGCAUGGAGUUCGCACCAUGCCAGGUGGAGGCACGCGUGGGCCAGACCUUGGAGCUGCCGCUCCGGAUCAACGGCCUCAUUCCCGGUGGGGCCGAUGAGGUGGUCACCCUGAGCGACUGCUCCCAUUUCGACCUGGCGAUCGAGGUGGAGAACCAGGGCGUGUUCCAGCCACUGCCAGGGAGGCUGCGGCCAGGGUCUGAGCACUGCAGCGGUGUCAAGGUACGAGCGGAGGCGCAGGGCUACACCACGCUCAUCGUGACCUACAAACAUGGCCGCGUCCACCUGAGUGCCCGCAUCACCAUUGCUGCCUACCUGCCCCUCAAGGCUGUGGACCCCUCCUCUGUUGCCUUGGUGACCCUCGGCUCCUCAAAGGAGAUGCUGUUCGAAGGAGGUCCCCGACCCUGGGUCCUCGAGCCUUCCAAGUUCUUCCGGAACGCCACCGCUGAGGACCCAGGCGGCAUCAGUCUGGCUCUCUUCGGGCCCUCCACCUCCCGGAAUUACCAGCAACACUGGAUCCUCGUGACCUGCCAGGCCUUGGGCGAGCAGGUCAUCGCCCUGUCCGUGGGGAACAAGCCCAGCGUCACCAACCCCUUCCCCGCGCUGGAGCCCGCUGUGGUGAAGUGCGUCUGCGCCCCGCCCUCCAGGCUCACCCUGACGCCCGUCUACGCCAGCCCCCAGCUGGACCUGUCCUGUCCGCUGCUGCAGCAGAACAAGCAAGUGGUCCCAGUCUCCAGUCACCGCAACCCCCUGCUGGACCUGACCGCCUACGACCAGCAGGGCCGCAGAUUCGACAACUUCAGCUCUCUGAACAUCCAGUGGGAGUCGACCAGGCCAUCGCUGGCCAGCAUCAACCUUGACCUGCCCAUGCAGCUGGUGGCCCGGGACGACGGGAGCGGCCAGAAGAGGCUGCACGGCUUGCAGGCCAUCUCGGUCCACAAGGCUUCAGGGACCACAGCCCUCUCUGCCACAGCGACCGGCUACCAGCAGUCCCACCUCAGCGCGGCCAGAGUGGUGCAGCCGCACGACCCUCUCACGCCUGUGUUGGCCUCCAUAGAGCUCAUCCUGGUGGAGGACGUGAGGGUGAGCCCAGAAGAGGUGACCAUCUACAACCACCCCAAAGUGCAGGCGGAGCUGCACAUCAGAGAAGGCUCUGGCUACUUCUUCCUCAACACCAGCACCACAGACAUCAUCAAGGUGGCCUACCAGGAGGCCAGGGGCGUGGCCACGGUGUACCCUCUGCUCCCGGGCGUGUCCACCAUCAUGAUCCAUGACCUGUGCCUGGCCUUCCCAGCCCCGGCGAAGGCCACCGUCCACGUCUCCGACAUCCGGGAGCUGUACGUCCGCGUGGUUGACAAGGUAGAGAUUGGAAAGACGGUCAAGGCAUAUGUCCGGGUGCUGGACUUUCACAAGAAGCCUUUCCUGGCCAAAUACUUCGCCUUCAUGGACCUGAAGCUCCGCGCAGCCUCCACGAUCAUCACACUGGUGCCCCUCGAUGAAGCUGUGGAUAACUACACCGCCACGUUCCGCAUCCAUGGUGUGGCCGUCGGCCAGACCAGCCUCACCGCGACUGUGAGUGAUAAAGCUGGACAGCGACUCACCUCAGCCCCGCAGCAGAUUGAGGUCUUUCCCCCAUUUAGGCUGAUGCCCAGGAAGGUGACGCUGAUCAUCGGGGCUAUGAUGCAGAUCACCUCGGAGGGUGGCCCCCAGCCCCAGUCCAACAUCCUCUUCUCCAUCAGCAAUGAGAGCGUUGCCAUGGUAGAUGGGGCCGGGCUGGUGCGGGGGCUGGCCGUAGGCAAUGGCACGGUGUCCGGGGUUGUGCAGGCCGUGGACGCGGAGACCGGCAAGCUUGUCAUCGUGUCUCAGGACCUCGUGGAGGUGGAGGUGCUGCUUCUCCAGGCCGUGAGGAUCCGCGCCCCCAUCACUCGGAUGCGGACGGGAACCCAGAUGCCUGUUUACAUCACUGGGAUCACCAACAGCCAGAACCCGUUCUCCUUUGGCAGUGCCGUGCCAGGCCUCACCUUCCACUGGUCUGUCACCAAGCGGGACAUCCUGGACAUCCGGGGGCGGCACCACGAGGCUUCACUUCGGCUCCCGUCACAGUACAACUUUGCCAUGAAUGUGCAUGGCCGGGUGAAAGGCCGGACUGGGCUGAGGGUGGUGGUCAAGGCCGUGGACCCUGCCGCCGGACAGCUGCAUGGCCUCGCCAAGGAGCUCAGUGACGAGAUCCAGAUCCAGGUAUUCGAGAAGCUGCUGCUGCUGAGCCCGGAAAUAGAAGCAGAACAAAUAUUAAUGUCGCCCAACUCAUUUAUAAAGCUUCAGACAAACAGGGAUGGAGGAGCCUCUCUGAGCUACCGCGUCCUGGAUGGGCCGGAGAAGAUUCCCGUUGUGCACGUUGACAAGAAAGGCUUCCUGACGUCAGGGCCCGUGAUUGGGACAUCCACCGUCGAAGUGACCGCCCAAGAGCCUUUUGGGGCCAACCAGACCAUCCUCUUUGCUGUAAAGGUAUCUCCCGUGUCUUACCUGAGGCUCUCCAUGAGCCCCGUCCUGCACACCCAGAAUAAGGAGGCUCUGGCAGCCCUGCCUUUGGGAAUGACAGUGACCUUCACCGUCCACUUCCACGACAACUCUGGAGACAUGUUCCAUGCUCACAAUUCGGUCCUCAGCUUUGCAACUAACAGAGAGGAGUUCGUGCAGAUCGGGAAGGGCGUGGCCAACAACACCUGCGUCAUCCGCACCGUCAGCGUGGGCCUGACGCUGCUCAGCGUGCGGGACACGGAGCACGUGGGCCUGUCCGACUUCGUUCCGUUGCCCGUCCUGCAGGCCAUCUCCCCGGAGCUGUCCGGAGCGGUGGUGGUGGGCGACGUCCUUUGUCUGGCCACAGUUCUGGUGGGCCUGCAAGGCCUGUCUGGAACCUGGAGCUCCUCAGCUGACAGCAUCCUCCACAUCGACCCCAGGAAGGGUGUGGCUGUGGCCCGAGAGGCAGGAUCUGUGACGGUUUACUACGAGGUUGCUGGGCACCUGAGGACCUACAAGGAGGUAGUGAUCAGUGUCCCUCAAAGGAUUGUGGCCCGUCCCGUCCGCCCAGGCCAGACCAGCUUCCAGGAGGCCUCCAAAGUGACCGUCACCGUGGGAGACAGAGGCUCUAACCUGAGAGGUGAGUGUUCCCCAUCCCAGAUGGGGACCAUCGAGACUCUGCACCCAGAAUCACUCAUCAGUUGCCACCUCCAGUUCAAGGAAGAUGUCUUUGAUUUCCCAGCACGUGACGUGUUCACGGCAGAACCAGGAUUUGAUGCCGAGCUGGGCCGGUACCUCUGCUCAGUCACGAUGCACAGGCUGACGGACCAGCAGCUGAAGCACCUCAGCACGAGGAAGACAGUUCUGCUGGUCACCGCCUCCAUCCCGGGCAGCCGCCUCUCUGGGGAGCAUGUUGGUGCCGAGGUGCCCUUCAGCCCAGGGCUAUACACGGACCAGGCUGAAAUCCUUUUGAGCAACCACUUCACCAGCUCUGAGGUCAAGGUCUUUGGUGCCAUGGAGAUUCUAGAGAACCUGGAGGUGAAAUCAGGGUCACCGGCCGUGCUAGCCUUUGAGAAGGAAAAGUCUUGGGGGCUCCCCAGCUUCAUCACCUACACAGUCAGUAUCUUGGAUCCCACGGCCGGCAGCCAGGGGCCUCUGUCCACCACUCUGACCUUCUCCAGCCCCGUGACUCACCAAGCCAUCACCAUUCCGGUCACCGUGGCCUUUGUGAUGGAUCGCCGAGGGCCCGGUCCUCAUGGAGCCAGCCUUUUCCAGCACUUCCUGGAUUCCUACCAGGUCAUGUUCUUCACCCUCUUUGCCCUGCUGGCAGGGACUGCCGUCAUGAUCAUAGCCUACCACACGGUCUGCACGCCCCGGGAGCUCACCGCACCCCCAGCCCUCUCCCCAGGAGCCAGCCCUCGCCACAGCCCCCACUAUUUUGCUGCCUCAUCUCCAACGCCUUUCAACGCACUGCCUCCCAUCCGCAGAGCCAGCCCUCCCUCCAGGCUGUGGAGCCCUGCGUACCCCUCCCACUAGUCCGCGGCCCAGGCCCUGACACCCCACGCAGCACAGUGGGCCCGGCACCACUCCCCACUCUGCUGCCGUAGACUGGUCAUUGCAGCCGUGCCCACUGGCUCACUCUUCCAUGCAGGGCCUCCUGUUGGCUCUUGGUUUUUGCUUUGCUCUUACUCCAUAGUCUUACAAAGGCUAAGACCCUGGCGCAUUCCUUUGUGCCCAACUGUCUGGGCCCCAUGCACGUCCGCUCUUCGGUCCCCAAGCCCUCUCGGGCCAUCCCGCCUCCAGAGGUUGAGCAGGCGGCAGCUCCAUCCCCCAGUGGUCCAGAGGGGACGUUAUGGAAGUGGCCUCAGGGAAAGGACUUUUUAACUGUGUCUUCAUUUCUGUGGGGUUGUUCCCCUCCUUGGAAACUGUACUGUUUCCCAAGUCUGGCUCCUGCAGGGAUGUGUGGGGAGCGAGCACACACCACCCGGACCGCAGGAAAGCGUCAGGUGUACACUGACAGAGCCCAACCCCACGCUUGCUCCUCCUCGCCAGGAGAUGCUGCGCUCCCUGAGCCACUCGCUGCGCCCCCUGAGCCACCCUCUGCGCCCUCUGAGCCACCUACUGGGCUGCUCUUCAUCCCCCUGGGGGCCACUGUGAAUAUAGACACUGGCCUCUGUGUGUCUCUCCUAGACUCAGCCGUGGCCACCUUGGGGUGUCCUUCGGGGCCCGGCUCCUCCUCCCUGUCCUGGCUUCUGUGCCAGCACAGCGAUGUCGGGAUCUAGUUAGGAAAACCUCCUUGAGCCAGAGACCAGGACCUUUUCUUCUGUUUGUUUGUUGAGGAGCCACUGUGUUCCGUCCAAGCACAAAGACCCAGUGUUACCCGUCCCUCCCUGUGAACUGCGGUCGUGUUCAGCAGCUCGGAGCCUCUGAGCCACCUUGGGUGGGCACCAGGCUCCCCUUGGCAACCCCCCCGCCGGCCAUCGAGCCUGCCCUGGCCUGCGAGGAGGGUGGGCCUGGCCUCCAGGAAGGGGCCUGCCUUCUCCCCAGACCCCCAUCCAGCAUCCGAGGCCUCCAGCAUGCGGCCUGUCCGCCCUGGGCCACUCUCAGGAAGAACUGGAGGCUUAGCCCCAAGCCUGGCCCGCAGGGUCACGGUGCGUGGGAAGUCAUCCACGUGGACUCUGGGCCAGAAAGCAUAAGUCCACUGCAGGCCCUUUGGGCCGGGCCACACCAUCUAUGUUUCUAAAAGCUGGAGACAGGAAGAAUUGUGCCUUGCUUAUCACUUGAGCUCACACUGACGACUUGGAUGUAAAUAGGCGCGUUUCUACUUCGUUUAUUUAAUAAAGCUCUAUCUAAUUUCUUAAAAGGGG